AUGGCCCACUGGAGAGAGGAGUACUCCGCCGCUCUGGCGGCUCGCGAUCGACGAGAAAAAGCCAACGUUGCUAUCUUAAAUGCCUCAGCAACGGCUGUCAACAGUGCCCAAAGCUCUACCCCGACAGACAGUCAUAAUGAUAUCCCCCAACCUCUAGUGCCAGAUCCCAUGAAACAAGGUGUAGCGUCGUCGGGAUCUUCUCUCCAGGAUGCUUUAGCUGCAGCGCGCACAGAUCUAUCUGAGGCGCAACGGUCCCGAUCAGAGCUACAGGAUCGGCUUACUCGCACAACGGCCGAGCUAGAGAAACUGCGAAAACGAAGCUCCCAGGACUCACGUCGCAUUGCUGCGCUAGAAAAAGAAGUUGCUCAGUUGCAACUACGAUUGAAGGAUAGGGACGAGGAGUUGAAGGGAAAGGCAAAAUUGCUAGAUGAUUUCCAAGACGAGCUUGCAUCGCUAAACCUGCAGCUCAAUAUGGCCGAGGAGCGGUCCAACAGGCUACAGAAGGAAAACCAGGAGUUAGUCGACCGUUGGAUGGCAAGGAUGGGUAAAGAAGCGGAGGCGAUGAACGAAGCCUCGCGAUUUUCAUGAUGUUUACGAGAUUUGAGGCAGCAGAAACUAUUCUUAUUGUUUCUAGAGCACUCCCAAACCGGGCUAAGAUUGCGGGCUUCCUCGAGGCUGUAUGCAGAUCUGUAUCAACCAUAUCUAUACCAUACUUGCAUGAUACCCACUUAUUCACUGACCCCAGUGGCGCAACUCAAGCAUUGCAAUACCUUGUACGACGUGCCAGGAAAACCCAGGACAUUUAAGAAGAGGCCAAAAAGAGGCUCCUGUGCACAACAGGUGAAGAGCCAAAAACAGACAUCCCAGAGAAAUGAAGAAAUCAUGCCAACAUUUAUACAAGAACAGUGGUAUCAUAUCUUCGAGACAAGUAACUAUUUCCAAAAAAGAAAUAAAAGAUAAAAAAGGAGGUAAGAAUAGGAAAAUAAUACACCGAAGAAAGGUCUACAGGGAAUUGUAUGUAGUAUUUAUCAGCCCAGGAUAAACAA
Molecule: messenger RNA, 1046 nt
Organism: Aspergillus pseudonomiae
Lineage: Eukaryota; Fungi; Ascomycota; Eurotiomycetes; Eurotiales; Aspergillaceae
Product: ATG16 family protein
Exons: 3
Coding region: 1-588 (195 amino acids)
Source: RefSeq, a predicted model, not a curated record